Messenger RNA from Stylonychia lemnae, 852 nucleotides. The record is from the annotation of a GenBank genome assembly. Lineage: Eukaryota; Ciliophora; Spirotrichea; Sporadotrichida; Oxytrichidae.
AUGGAAAAUAGCUCCAUUUUUAAUUUGAAAUUAAAGAAAUAUCCCUGUGAGAAUAAGUGUAGAGAGGAAGCUAUCUACUAUUGCUCUAAGAAAUGCAAUGGACAGCAUUAUUACUGUCAAAAUUGCGCUAAAGAAGUACACCAUGAUCAUACACCUUAUGAAAGAGAAAGAGUUUGUGACCAAUUAAUUUAGAAGGAGAAGGCUGAGCUUUAGGGAAGAAUUGAUGAGCUUGAAUCUUGUCUAUUAAUGUAGAAACCUGAGGUAAUAGUGCUAAGCAACUUCUUUGGAAAAGUUAAAUUAAAAAUAGAUGGGUAGCAGUCGCAAAUAAUUCAAAGAUCAGGCUAAAAUAAUAUUGAUCAAUAAAUGAGUCUGAGCGAACAAGGAAGAUAAAUUGUAAAAUUGAAGCAAAAAAUAGAUCUCUACUUCAUCUAAUUAAGCUACUACCAGGAAGAGUUAGGUGUAGUAGAAAUAAAUUAUCUCAUUUAUUCAUUGGGUCAAAAAAUCAGAGAUCGCUUGGUGAGACUAAGAGAAUAUAAAGUAUGGACCUAUGAAGACAUUUAUCGAGCAUUCUCAGAUAUCAUAAUGCUUGAUUUUGAAGAUUCAGAUUUGAUUUAGGAGCAGAGUCAAUUCGAUUAAAAAACAUGGAAUAUAUACUACUCAUUCAAAUUUAAAGCACAAAAUAGAAAAUUUGAAGAUUAAGAGCGAACAAUUUUAUAGCAACAAAAAAGGAUUCAAAAUUUAGAAAAUGAAAAUAGAAAGCUUGAGUACUUAGAAAAUAAAAGUUAACUUUUAGAGGACACAUUGUAGGAACUUAAACAGGUUAUUUUGGAUUAAUAUAGAGCUAAUUCGUGA